This is a messenger RNA of Carassius gibelio (silver crucian carp), 1873 nucleotides long. It is a transcript of the gene bokb, whose product is annotated as BCL2 family apoptosis regulator BOK b. Gene Ontology annotation, molecular function: protein homodimerization activity; protein heterodimerization activity. Gene Ontology annotation, cellular component: mitochondrial outer membrane. Gene Ontology annotation, biological process: extrinsic apoptotic signaling pathway in absence of ligand; regulation of apoptotic process; intrinsic apoptotic signaling pathway in response to DNA damage. Lineage: Eukaryota; Metazoa; Chordata; Actinopteri; Cypriniformes; Cyprinidae. The record is from RefSeq and is a predicted model, not a curated record. The coding region runs from base 660 to 1301 and encodes 213 amino acids. The transcript has 4 exons.
CUAAGAAACUAAUAUUAAUGUUGCACGCUGUAGCUUAUAUGUAAAUUUGAUAACCUAGGAUUUUAAAGAGAUUAUUCGAAUUUAUUUAAUUUGAUAAGCCUAAACUACAAGCAUUGCAAGUGCUGCCAGGAUGCCACAGACUGUUUAUAUUUGGACUAAGCCGUUCACUUGGUUGAUUAGAGGUUACCUAAGCGUUCCAGGUAGAGAGAAAAUUCGCUUCCAAGUGUCUGAUUGAGGGCACAGGCGAACAGCGACCUCAGACAGCACAUGAUGGAAGUAUGUCAGAAAGUCCAUUUCGACAUCGUGUGUGCUUCUCAUGCGAAACAGAAGACUGAUUGAAAGAGACACUGAAGAUGACAAAUCGGGCAGCGGAAGUUAGUCGAUCGAUCGCUCAGAGUAAAUCAGUUUGAUAGCUGAGCUGUUCAAUUGUAGUUGUCUUCCUGAUUGGCUAUUUACGUAUCAGCGAACCUGUUUCUGAUUUAAUUUAUCUUGACUUUCGUCGGAGAAAUGAGCUGCGUAAUGUUAGCGGAGUAUGCGGGGUGUCUAUGUAGGCAUCUUCAACCAGUGAAGUUGCAGUGUAUUGUGCUCGGGUCAAACAAACAUUUUGAUGUUCACGCAUAAACGUGCGUGAGCGCUCCUCCGUGUUCGCCGCCCAGAAGAUGAUGGAGCUAAAGUUUGAUCGGACUCCCACGGAAAAAGAGCUCGUCUUUCAGUCCAAGGAACUCUGUAUAGACUUCAUUCACUCCAGAAUCGUAAGAGAAGGACUAAGUUGGUCAAAAGUCGAGUCUGAUCUGCCUGAGCCACACGGAGCUCUUGUAGAUGUAUCUGUGGUGCUGCUAAAACUGGGUAAGAGAACCAGGAGUGAGUGUGAAUUGAUGCUCUUAACAGGUGAUGAACUUGAGUGUAUGCGCCCGUAUGUGUAUCGUAAUAUCGCAAAGCAGCUGAACAUCAGUGUAGCAGUGGAGGCUGUGGUGUCAGAUGCUUUUCUCUCUGUAGCAACUGAGAUCCUAGUCAUGGGGAUCACAUGGGGCAAAGUGGUGGCCAUCUAUGCUGUAGCCGCCGGGCUGGCCGUGGACUGUGUGCGGCAGGGCCAUCCAGUCAUGGUGCACACCAUAGUGGACAGUCUGGGCGAGUUUGUGCGCAGGAACCUGGUCCCAUGGCUCAAAAAGAGAGGAGGAUGGCGGGACAUUUUAAAAUGUGUGGUGAACAUGGACUCUAGAGCUCGUGCCCACUGGUUAUCAACAGCUGUGUUCACAUGGAGGAAAUUCUUAAAGACCAUGUACAUCUACCUGACGAAGUAGCCUCAUGCAGGAAAUCAUCCUGUUGACUGAGAACUGAAUCUUUCCUUCCCAGGACUGUUUGAAUGGUCCUUUGUACUGUUCUUGGAGCAAACGGCCCUUCACAAAGGACAUUGCACGGCACCCGGGUUCAACUGCACCUUUAUCCUCUUUUACCUUUUAUUAUUUCUUUAAAAUACACUAUGCAUAGACUCAAAACAAAUACUAUGAGCUGACAUUGUGGGGGUGACACUGUGAAGGAAUGUGUGCUAUAUUCGUUGCUGGAGCUACAUAAUAUUUGUCUUCCUUAGUUUAAACUGACCCAGAAAUAUGGUAUGCCGGUAUUUGAGCUCAUUUUGUGCUGACACAUUGUGUGGAUUCCUUACACUAAAGUUUUAUACUGAAUAUCUGUGGUGAUGAGUGAAACAUUUUCAUGUUUGACAAUCUUCAGAUUUUUAUUUAUACAAAAUUGCUUAAAAUGAUGUUUGGAGUGUCACUUUGCACUUACAGUUGUACAGUUUGUGUGGUGUGUGAAACACUGUUGUCACCAGCUGUAUACAUCCUAAAAUAAAGAUUUUAAUGUGUGAACUGAGAAA